AAAUAUCUGUCAUGGUGCCGAGUUCUGACUUGUAUUUUGUUAUUAAAAAUUGUAUUUUGAAAAUUUUCACCUACUAAUAUUAUUAAUUUAAUAUUUUUUUACAUAAUAUGUAUAUCUACAGAUUAUAUUAUUAAAGAUACUAACGAAUAAGUGUGAUAUGGCUAUAGUGAAAACCCCAGUUUUAAAAGUAAUCUUGUGUGGUGAAUAUGGAGUAGGCAAAAGCUCAAUUUUCCGAAGGUUUAUUAAUAAUACUUUUGUUCAUAAUUGUGACCGUAGGUCCACAUUAGGACUGGAUCACUUUGAGAAAACGUAUCAAAUCGGUGACAAAGAAGUCAAGUUACAACUAUGGGAUACUGGUGGAAUGGAGAGAAUUGCAUCUGUAACCUCAAGCUAUUAUAAAUUUGCAGAAGCAGCAGUAUUAGUGUUUUCUUUGGACAAUAUUUCGUCAUUCCAUGUACUUAGCCAACAUUUAUUGGAUAUAGUUACUUAUGCAGAAAACGCGAAAAUCUUUUUGUGUGGUAAUAAGUCUGAUCUGGAAGGUACUUCACCUCAAGUAACAGAUGCUGAUAUUGAGACUUUUUGUGAACAAUGUCAUAAUCUGAUAAGCACCACUUACAAGGUAUCAUGUAAAUCGGGAAAGGGGCUUGAAGAAAUGUUCCAUGAUAUUGCUUUACAGCUUGUUGAAUGUAACAGAUCUAGAAUAGAGCUGCAAGCAUUAGAUCAUAAUAGCUUUAAGAUAUCUCCCCCUGCGGAACCCGAAGAACCACCUUGCAGCUGUUGACCUACUUAUAUUUAUAUCUUGAAUAUUAUACUGAAUCUCAUGUACUUUUUUUUAGUGCUUUGUGUCAAAGUGUUAAUAUUAUCUUUGAAUGUAUAGCUUUAUCUAAUUAUUGUUAUUUAUGUGCCUUUGUUAUGUUACCAAUUAAAACAUGGUCCCACUCUUUUGCAAAAAAAUAAAAUAGUUGGGAAAGCAGCAAACAUAUACAUACAUUUUAGACAUUGAAUAAUUGGAACAUUAUUUUUUAUGGAAUAGGAGGCCAAAUUAUCUUACAACACCAUCACAGGAGUGUUGCCUGCCUUUUAAAAAUGUACACACUUUGAAUUCCCAAGAAUAGUCUUUAAUUAAUUUAAACAAAUGAUAAUGCAUGUACUAUGUAGAUUAAGGCCAGUUCUUUUUUAUAUAUUUAUUAUUUAUAAAUUAUUUCAAUAUUAUAAUAUGUAUAAACAAAAUGAGAGUCAUGUAUUAAUCAUAUGACAAUUGUUUGUAUUAUUUCUUAAUUAUAAAAUUUGUUGUACAUACCUAUUAUAGUAUAAUGUAGAUAACUCUUUAAAAAAUUACAUCUUUCUUAACCUGUAUCUAAAGUCUAGAUGGCAUUUAUAUGUAUUUUAUAAUCAGUGCAAUGUAUUAUGAAUGAACAAUGUAUUAAAAUAUCUAAUAUCAUAAUAUGAGUUGAGCCUGUAUUUUAUGUUCUGACAGUACAGAGGGUUUUUUUAUGCAUUAGAGAGGCAGCUUCUGCACUUGGUGCUUCAUAAAGGCACGACAUCACUCCGAACGGCUCCUGAACUCUCAAAAAUCCACUUGUGAAUGUCAAAACGAUCGAACCUCUUCGCGCGGCUCAUCCGGUCGGUGCAGCAUGCUCGUGAGUGUGAAAACCAGGCGGUACAACGCGGCAUGCCAUCGCGCCGAGCCGUUUGUCCCGCUCGUGAAUGAGAAAACCCGCGCGCCACAUGUCUUGUACCACUUCGAGUUGUUGGAUAAUACGCACGGUUGCACACUGCAUCAUCAGAGUGUAUUAUAUUCUUUGCUGCAUAGUGAUGAGUAAUCGGGAAUUCGUAAUUAAGUUUAUUUCGAAAUUUAGGGAAUUACAUUGUUUGUCGCAAAAUGUUGUUCUGUAUAUAAUAAAUUAAAUGUCUUUUAUGAAUUUCUCAAUAAUAUAUCAUAACAUCAAGAAUUAUUUCGUAAAAUAUGCACCUUGUUGGUCUAAUGAAAAUUGGAAAUAAAAAUAAUUGUUUGAACGAAAUCUGGCCGUAUAAAGUGGAUAAAAUUUGCGCCCAAAUGAGUCGAUUACAAACAAACUUAAGAUUUAUCAAUCUACAUAAAUAAUAUUAUCUAUCUAAUAUUAUAAUCUGAUAUAGUUAACAACUGUAGUAAAUCUACCAAUUAUAGUUAGUUAAGAUUUAGUUUAAGUUAAUUUUGACCUCCUAAGAAAGUUAGAAAGAAAUGUAAAAAUUCUAA
Messenger RNA from Leptidea sinapis, 2236 nucleotides. It is a transcript of the gene RabX6, whose product is annotated as ras-related protein Rab-12. Gene Ontology annotation, molecular function: GTPase activity; GTP binding. NCBI's taxonomy places the organism in Eukaryota, Metazoa, Arthropoda, Insecta, Lepidoptera, Pieridae. Gene Ontology annotation, cellular component: endosome. The record is from RefSeq and is a predicted model, not a curated record. Bases 158 to 781 code for a protein of 207 amino acids. Gene Ontology annotation, biological process: regulation of endocytosis. The transcript has 3 exons.